UUAUGGGAUAACUAAGAAUGUUACGUCAUCAAUGAUGAGGUGUAAGGACUGAGUGCUGGGACUCCUGCGAACAAAUGUAUAAGAGGAUGUAUUGGCUGCAAACUGUCUUAAUCAACAACAUAUGCAUCACUCUGUUUCAGAUGAAUUUGUUACAGCAUGACAAACCAUAUCUUUUGCGUGACGUUUUACCACCUUCCCACUCCGAUUACGACCCAACAACUAUCACGGAUCAUUCAAAAAUAACCCAUACAUUUUCACAAGAGAUGCGGAAGGAAAAAUGAUAAUAAAGGAGACUAAAUGCUGAAUUGCUUCACACGGAUGUAGAGGCAGCCUUUUGAAAACGGAGCACAACUUGGAAAUACCAGCCCGACAAUAAACCCAGCAAUCUUCAAGGCCGUUUCGGUCCAAAAAUCUAACCGAUUUCAAAUCGUUCCCAAAACACUUUACAAAAUUAUAAGUAGGUCAGCGUUCGUUUUCGUUCAGCAGUUAUUAGCAGAGCUGCUGAUAUUGUGAAGGUGAUGGCUCUCAUGGACGAAGAAAAAAGGGGUGUGGUCGCUGAAAUGUUCGCACGAUCAGCAACAUCACGGUGCAGACAGUCAUGCGAGAAAUUGUCAGUAGUUACUUCCAUGUGUAACAGCCUACAAAGGACAACAUUGUUGUACACACCCAACUGCGGGUGCAAGAAAGGCGGAAGGAACAAUGGACCUCAUCCACGCCCAUCCCGGAAUAAAUCGGUUCCGAUUUUUCCCAACGAAAACUACGAACCUGACCUUGUCCUCCCGAUGGUUAUCUUUUUGUUCUCUCGGCUAGUGUUGUGCGGCGGGUAUAAAUAGGACGCCGUGAACGAAGUACAAUCAGUUCAAACCUUACCCUUCCCAGCGCUUUCCAGCAACUUACAAGCGAAUCAACAUGCAAUCAAUUAUUGCGUUGUCAUUAUUUGUUAUGGCCGCUUCAGUCUGCCACUGUCAGCUGACGGCUUUCCAUCCGUUCGUCAGUGCUGGAUCGGCGAACUUUGCUCCGGUACCCGUGGCCACCUGGGCGCCCUCCUUGUACUCCAUGUCCCAGUACCACGCCCAAGAUGAGCUCGGCCAAGCUUCUUACGGCUACGCUUAUCCCGGACAGGCGGCUUCCAACUUCCGUGACGCCUGGGGUAAUCAAGUCGGAAGCUGGGCCUACAUCGACGCGGAAGGCAAAGAAGUCCGCGUCAGCUAUGUGGCCGAUUCGAGGGGAUUCCGCGUUCUAUCCAACAAUUUGCCCCAAGCUCCGAUGUCGGUCCAUUCUUCUCCACUCGUCGCUCCCGUCCAAGUUUCCGACACUCCCGAAGUCGAGGAAGCCAAACGGGCGCAUUUCGCUGCUGUGGCGGAAGCCAAGGCCCGCAAUGCGGCCGCUGUUGCUGCAGCCGGUGGCAGCCGUCAUCGUCGUAGCCCUAGCCGUUAUUAUUCAGCACCCAAACCAGUUGCUCAUCAUUAUGUCCAGCCGACUUAUUACAGCUACCAAAAAGCGGCCGUUCCAGUUGUUCAUGUUGCUCCUGUUGAACCUAUUGUUCCUGUCGUCCAACCAACUGCUCACGCUUUCCCUACUUUCCCAACUGUUCACGCUGUUCCAGUUGCUCCCGCUGUCCAUGCCGAGGUCCACGCCCUUCCGGUUGCUGCUCCAGCUGUUGUCCAGGUUGCGCCAGUCCCAUCACCCAUCAUCAGCAAAUUCCAUUCACAGGACGAGCUGGGCCAAGCCGCAUUUGGUCACGUCACUGCCGACCAGUCCGCUUCGAAUUUCCGUGAUGCAGCCGGAAAUCAGAUGGGCCACUAUGCCUACAUCAAUCCCGACGGCCAACAAAUCGUAGUCUAUUACACAGCCGGAGCUGGUGGCUUUAGAGUUAUCUCAAAUGCAUUGCCAGAGGCACCUGUCCAAUUCCAGCAUACAGCGCAUGCUGCUCCGGCAGCCGUCCAGGACACUCCUGAAGUUGCUCAAGCUCGUCGAGAACAUUUAGCUCUUGUCGAAGAGGUGCGUAACCGCGUCAAAUCUUCGCCUUGAGAUGUUUUCUUCACCUACAUACCAAAUCAGUUACAGUCUAAUUGAGCUUCGCGUGUAUAUAAACUUCAUCUUGUCUUUCCUCAUUACAUUAGCAGUUGAGCAGCAUUAAAUGUGUUGCUUUUUGUUACCAUUGCACCAAUACAUUUUCUUAAGAGACAA
Molecule: messenger RNA, 2190 nt
Organism: Daphnia pulex (common water flea)
Lineage: Eukaryota; Metazoa; Arthropoda; Branchiopoda; Diplostraca; Daphniidae
Exons: 6
Coding region: 910-2031 (373 amino acids)
Cellular component (GO): chitin-based extracellular matrix
Molecular function (GO): structural constituent of chitin-based larval cuticle
Source: RefSeq, a predicted model, not a curated record